AUGAGCAAGGUCUGUAGAGGGUGGAAUUAUACCUCUAAUCACUCGGAAGAUGAGGAUGGUCGGAUCAUUAUAAUCUGGAAGGAUACAGUCUCUGUACGGGUCCUGAAGCAAUCUAGCCAAUCUGUCACAUGUGAAGUUAAGCUCCCUGGCUCUCCUCUGUUUGUGUUCACUUCUAUCUACGCAUUUAACGAGAGAGUCGACCGUGCUGAUCUAUGGGUGGAGCUUCUUGAUAUCUAUCAAUCCCACUCCCUGGACACUGUUCCGUGGGUUCUAGGGGGAGAUUUUAACCAAAUCAUACAUCCAGCUGAGCACUCUCUUCCUGAUGUUAACUCCCUUACUCCUGAUAUGAUAGAACUCAGGGACUGCUUCACUCAAAUGGGCCUCUAUGACUUAAGGUACCAGGGAUCUCUGUUCACAUGGACCAAUCGUCAACCGGAGGAUCCUAUUGCAAAAAAAUUGGACCGCAUCUUGAUCAAUAACCCGGUUCUCAACCUGUUUCCUAACUGUUCAGCCUUCUUCCACCCAACCCUUGUCUCUGACCACAGCCCUUGUACCCUUGACCUAGCCACAAAGAUCCCAGCCUCUGGAAACCGUCCCUUUAAAUUCUAUAAUUACCUCACAAAGCACCCGAGCUUUCACCAAGUAGUGCUUGAUGCGUGGACACAGGCCGGAAACACUGUCUGGAACCUCACCGCCUUAUACUGGAAACAAAAGCAGAUUAAGAACGAUCUUAAACACUUAAAUAGAGAGAAUUUUUCACAAAUUCAGGUGAGAGUGAGUGAAGCUAACCGUGUGCUUUUAGAUGUGCAGGUACAAGUGCUCAAUAACCCAACCACUCAAACAUUUGAAAUGGAGAAGGAAGCGCUUCAGACAUGGAACUUCUUGAGGGAAAUCGAGGAGAAGUACUUUAAACAGAGAUCUAGAGUCAACUGGUUGAAGGCAGGAGACCAGAAUACUGUCUUUUUCUUCAGAAUGGUCCAAACUCGCAUGAAUUUUAAUUUCAUAAGAUCUUUUUGGUUGCCCUCUGGUGUGAUAAUUUCAGACCCGAUCCAGAUGAGCCUGCACGCAGUUACUCACUUCCAAGCGAUACUGGGACCUUCCCCUGCGCCUCCCCUGGGAAUUAUCUCCUCUGCUCAAUGGUUUCAGUCUCUCACAGAGUUCACCUGCUCACCUGACCUCUCUGCCCAGAUGCUCAAUGCCCCCACUGAUGAAGAAAUAAAGACGGUCAUGUUUAAGCUCAACCAGGACAAGGCGCCAGGGCCUGACGGCCUAACUUCUGGUUUCUACAAGCUUCUUGGAGCAUCAUAG
Molecule: messenger RNA, 1308 nt
Organism: Brassica napus (rape)
Lineage: Eukaryota; Viridiplantae; Streptophyta; Magnoliopsida; Brassicales; Brassicaceae
Exons: 1
Coding region: 1-1308 (435 amino acids)
Molecular function (GO): catalytic activity
Source: RefSeq, a predicted model, not a curated record